AUGGAGCCGGCGCGCGGCGCGACCCCGGGGGACGACGCGGCCGAGGCGCUGCUGGGCGACCUGGAGCGGCUGGUGCAGGACGUGGUGAGGACGAGCUCGUGGUGGGAGCGCCACGGCGUGGACUGCGCCAUCCUCGCGCUCAGCCUCUUCGCCUUGCCCGCUGGAUUCCUGUGCCUGCACUUUGAAAAUGUUCUGGUCUUUGCCAUUGGAAUCACUAUCUUGGGCGUGUGUCACUACACGCUCACUGUCAAGGGCAGUCACCUGGCCACUCACAGCGCCCUCACUGAGUCCAAACGCUGGAGCAAGGUCUGGAUGCUUUUCUUUGUGGAGGUGUGCACAGCCUUCCCUGCAGAAUGUGGCAGGUACAACCAUGUGAACAUGCACCAUGGCUACACCAAUGUGGUGGGUCUGGGGGACUCCAGCACGUGGAAGCUGCCUUUCCUCAAUCGCUAUGUGUACAUGUUUCUUGCACCCCUCUUGAUCCCCAUCUUAACCCCGCUGGUGGCUCUCGAGCGGCUGAGAACAAUGGAGCUGUGGACGGCUCUUCGGACACUGGGUCUGAUUUCCCUGGGUCUUUAUUCUCAGUACUGGCUGCUCCUGAAUGUGUCAGGCUUCAAGAGCCCCAGCUCGGCACUGGCCUGCAUGCUGCUCAUCAGAUCCCUGCUGGCCCACCCUUACCUCCACGUCAACAUCUUCCAGCACAUUGGGCUGCCUAUGUUCUCCCGGGACAAGAAGCCGCGUCGGAUUCAUAUGAUGAGUCUGGGGGUGCUUAACCUGCCCCGCCUGCCGGUGCUGGACUGGGCGUUCGGCCACUCGAUCAUCAGCUGCCAUGUGGAGCACCACCUCUUUCCCCGGCUCUCUGACAACAUGUGCCUGAAGGUGAAGCCUGUGGUGUCCCAGUUCUUCCAUGAGAAGCAGCUGCCGUACAAUGAGGACUCAUACCUGGCUCGCUUGGGGCUAUUCCUCAGUCGCUACGAGGAGUUCAUGGUGCGCCCGCCUAUCACUGAGCUGGUGGGAUUGCAGUGA
Castor canadensis (American beaver) is the source of this 1026-nucleotide messenger RNA. It is a transcript of the gene Fads6, whose product is annotated as fatty acid desaturase 6. The record is from RefSeq and is a predicted model, not a curated record. Gene Ontology annotation, cellular component: membrane. Gene Ontology annotation, biological process: lipid metabolic process. NCBI's taxonomy places the organism in Eukaryota, Metazoa, Chordata, Mammalia, Rodentia, Castoridae. Gene Ontology annotation, molecular function: oxidoreductase activity, acting on paired donors, with oxidation of a pair of donors resulting in the reduction of molecular oxygen to two molecules of water.